This is a messenger RNA of Aspergillus pseudoviridinutans, 1722 nucleotides long. RefSeq lists its product as uncharacterized. The record is from RefSeq and is a predicted model, not a curated record. Gene Ontology annotation, biological process: GPI anchor biosynthetic process. Lineage: Eukaryota; Fungi; Ascomycota; Eurotiomycetes; Eurotiales; Aspergillaceae. The transcript has a single exon. The coding region runs from base 1 to 1722 and encodes 573 amino acids. Gene Ontology annotation, cellular component: endoplasmic reticulum.
AUGUCCCUCCUCCGCCUUCUCUUAUCUCGUGCCCUCGUCGUGCUCGUUCCACUCGCAAUAACGUCCAGUCUCUACCUCUACCUCUAUCCGAUCUUCCAGGGUUGUGCAUUUCCCCUUCCAGUCGACAAGAAUGAGCGCCCACCUGAUUCGUUCAGUCCCGCGCAUAGUCCGCUGUUCCACACCUUUUCACACCACAUCGGACAGCAGCCCGCGAGCGUGCCAGCCGUCUUCAGGCUGCUAGUUCUCGCAGACCCCCAACUAGAAGGUGAUAGCUCUCUCCCUAGUCCGGACGAAGAGCUCCCCGCCCGGAUCAAGCAGCACUGGACUGCAAUCAGGUCAUCUGUAACGGAGUCCGGGUCCCCCUUCGACCUCGACGUCCUUGGCAACGUAACUGCCGCGCUGCGCACACUCGCACGCGAAGACGUUCCACGCUCAAUUCUGGCCGCGAGAAAACGACUUGAUUUACUCGGGAACGAUUUCUACCUCGCGCAUAUAUACCGUACGCUGCAUUGGUGGACACGCCCUACGCAUGUCACGGUGCUGGGGGAUCUGAUUGGAAGCCAGUGGGUUACCGAUGAGGAGUUUGAGCGAAGGGCAGACAGGUACUGGAAUCGCGUGUUCAAAGGGGGUGAGCGGGUCAGCGAUGAGAUCACCGUUACUGGAUCGGCGGGGUAUGGAGCGGGCUCAGGAGACGUGUCCGAGUUGGAGCAGCUGAAUGCGACGGACUCGGCUUGGAGUCAGAGGGUCAUCAACAUUGCUGGGAACCAUGAUAUUGGCUAUGCGGGAGACGCUAGCGAGGCGCGAAUUGAGCGAUUCGAGCGCAUGUUUGGGCGCGCCAACUGGGAUGUUCGCUUUCGGUAUACGCGCGAGAACCAAACUGGCGAUGCAGACGCUGCUGUCAAGCCUACACUGCACCUGAUCAACCUCAACACGCUGACCCUGGACGGGCCAGCGCUAUCCGAACAAGUCCAGUCGAACAGCUACGCCUUCAUCAACGAUCUGAUCACCCAUCGCACGUACCCUGUCGAAGAUCGGACAACCUUCACGCUUCUCCUAACCCACUUGCCCCUACAUAAGAAGGAGGGCAUCUGCACCGACGGACCAUUCUUUACCUACCACGAGUCCGACGACGAAGACGGGCCAGAUGGUGUCCCCCGCUUCAAAGCGGGAGGACUACGGGAGCAGAACCAUCUGAGCGAGCAGCUCAGCGCCACCGGCGUCCUCCAAGGGAUAUAUGGCAUGAGCGGCGACAAAGAUGUUCCGGGAGGAGGCUGGGGCCGCAAUGGGCUAAUCCUCAACGGCCACGACCACACCGGAUGUGACGUCGUCCACUUCGUGAACCGGUCGAUCACUACAGACACGGGGGAGGAUACAACCCAGCAAACGUGGAAGUGGGACGCAAGACGGUAUAGUGCAGUCCCGGAGGAUAGAUCAGAUACGCCCUCCAUUCGCGAAGUCACUCUCCGAGCCAUGAUGGGCGACUACGGCGGCAAUGCAGGCCUUCUCUCCGUCUGGUUCGACGCCAACCCGGCCGUGAACGAAUGGAAGUAUGAGAUCACUAUGUGCAAGGCCGGAGUCCAGCAUAUCUGGUGGGCCAUCCAUGUGAUCGACAUUGUGACCAUCUUGCUUCUUUUGGUAUAUACUCUUUUGCCUAGAACUGUUGGACUGAAACGACAAAGAACAAAGUCUGUACCCACAAAAGGUCCGCGCGUCAAAUCAUAG